Messenger RNA from Vitis vinifera (wine grape), 1028 nucleotides. Its product is annotated as 14-3-3-like protein G-BOX factor 14 kappa. The transcript is spliced from 4 exons. NCBI's taxonomy places the organism in Eukaryota, Viridiplantae, Streptophyta, Magnoliopsida, Vitales, Vitaceae. Gene Ontology annotation, cellular component: cytoplasm. Bases 95 to 856 code for a protein of 253 amino acids. The record is from RefSeq and is a predicted model, not a curated record. Gene Ontology annotation, biological process: signal transduction.
AAAAAGCCAUUUUCCAAGCUGGUUCAAAAGCGCAUACCUGACACUUGACACUCGAUACUCAUUCUCAUCUCUAUCUCUCCCAGCAGUUGUUGCAAUGGCGCCGCCGUCGGUCCCAGAAACCCUAACCCGAGAGCAGUACGUGUAUAUGGCGAAACUCGCCGAGCAGGCCGAGCGGUACGAGGAGAUGGCGAAGUUCAUGGAGAAGCUCGUCUUCGAUUCCACCCCCGUCGGCGAGCUCACCGUCGAGGAGCGCAACCUCCUCUCCGUCGCCUACAAGAACGUCAUCGGCGCGCUCCGCGCCGCCUGGAGGAUCGUGUCGUCAAUAGAGCAGAAGGAGGAGGGGCGCCAGAACGAUGAUCACGUGUCUCUCGUCAAGGACUACAGAUCCACGGUGGAGUCAGAGCUCUCAGAGGUCUGCGCUAAUAUAUUGAAACUGAUCGAGUCGCAUCUCAUACCUUCGGCUUCGUCCAGUGAGUCCAAGGUGUUUUUUCUGAAGAUGAAGGGGGAUUAUCAUCGGUAUCUGGCGGAAUUCAAGUUUGGAAAUGAGAGGAAAGAAGCCGCCGAGUUUACUAUGCUCGCCUACAAGGCUGCUCAGGAUAUUGCGCAUGCUGAUCUUUCUCCAACACAUCCCAUAAGGUUGGGGCUGGCACUCAACUUCUCAGUGUUUUACUAUGAGAUUCUUAAUUCGUCAGAGAAAGCUUGUAGCAUGGCCAAACAGGCCUUUGAGGAAGCCAUUGCUGAGCUGGACACAUUGGGUGAAGACUCCUACAAGGACAGUACUCUCAUCAUGCAACUCCUCAGGGACAAUCUCACUCUUUGGUCUUCAGAUAUGCAGGAGCAGUUAGAUGAGAUUUAAGCUAAUGGAUUGCUAUGCUCCUUGAGGGAGGUGGGCUUGAAUGUCAUUAUUUAUCUGUAAUCUGCACAUAUGACCGAUCAGAUGUUUUCUCGUAUAAAUAGCAUGAACUAUGAUGAUUUUAAUGUUAAAACUUGCGCUGGUUUUUAAUUUCCUAAUGAUUUCAAUAGUUUCA